Molecule: messenger RNA, 351 nt
Organism: Macrosiphum euphorbiae (potato aphid)
Lineage: Eukaryota; Metazoa; Arthropoda; Insecta; Hemiptera; Aphididae
Source: the annotation of a GenBank genome assembly
AUGAUGGAGUUAAGCUUCAUCCAAAACAACCUCAACCACUGUAGUGCGGCUCAAGAUCUGUUAGCCCAAUACAUGGUUGAGGAGAAGAUUGACGUCGCGCUCAUAAGCGACCCCUACAGGAUCGAUGCCCACUCAACAUCCUGGAUCGCCAGCACAGGCACAAACAGGGCGGCUAUCUUCAUCGUGAGCAAUGGAGUAACAAUCGCCAACGUGGUCCGCGAUCCCGAAUUCAUUUCCGCUCGACUCAACGGCGUGCAGGUAUACUGCUGCUACGCCUCACCCAACCGAAGCCUGGAGGAAUUCAACGACUUUCUCCACCGAUUGGAGGACAGCCUGAGGUCCAUCGAAUAA